AUGGCGCUAAAACGUGUUCUUGUAAUUGCUGGUUCAGACAGUUCCGGUGGAGCAGGCCUUGAGGCCGAUCAGCGAACACUUGCUGUUCAUGGCUGUUAUGCUCUCACAGCCACAACGGCGUUAACGGCGCAGAACACACUGGGUGUCCAAGAUAUCCACAUCGUCCCCGUAGACUUUGUGAGGAAACAAAUUGAUGCAGGAUUAGAGGAUGUUGGGGCGGACGUAGUGAAGUUGGGCAUGUUGGCAUCUGCGGAAACGGCUGAGAUGGUGUCUGAAAUUCUGCUGCAUCAUAAGGUCCCUGCAGUCGUCCUUGAUCCAGUUAUGGUUUCUACCAGUGGCUCAAAGCUACUCCCCCCUGAAGCCGCAAAUAUUGUUCGGACGAAACUUCUACCACUGACAACCGUCUUGACCCCAAACAUUCCCGAGGCUGUUUUACUUCUUCAGGAUUCAAGGGAGGAGGUCAAGAAUCCAGAGAAUCUCGAGGACGCCAUUGAACUGACAAAACAGCUACAUACCAUGGGGCCCAAGUAUGUUUUAUUAAAAGGUGGUCAUCUGCCAUUAACUUCCAAUUCCCAGAAGGCCGUAUCGGACCAGCAAUCGUCAAAAGUGGUCGAUAUUUUGUAUGAUGGUGAAGAGGUAACGUUGUUUGAGAAUGAUUUUGUAAAGACUAAGAACACCCAUGGGACUGGCUGCUCGCUUGCUUCUGCGAUUGCAGCGAAUUUAGCCAAAGAUUUGGAUGUGGUGCGUGCUGUCCGUGCGGCAUGCAGGUUUGUUGAGGCGGGUAUCAAGACGAGCGUGGAUAUGGGUAAGGGGAGUGGGCCGAUCAAUCACUUCCAUUCCGUGUAUUCCCUACCCUUUGCACCCGGUCGAUAUCUAGAAUAUGUGCUGGAUCGUCCCGAUGUUCAACGUGUUUGGAAAGCCUUUACGGAACACGAGUUUGUAGCUGGUCUUGGGAAUGGAACACUACCGGUUAACAAGUUCAAGGGAUACUUGAUCCAGGAUUAUCAUUAUUUGGUUCACUUCGCGCGGAGCAAUGCGCUUGCAGCAUCGAAACAUUAUGAUAUGGAGGGGAUAUCUAUGUCUGCGCAAAUCGUGCUUCAUAUUCAGCAUGAAAUGAACCUGCACCUAGAUUAUUGCAAAUCUUUUGGACUAUCAAAGGAAGACAUCGAAAAUUGCAAAGAAAGCCAAGCAGCCUGCGUUGCCUACAGUAGAUACAUUCUCGAUGUGGGCCAAUCAGAGGACUGGCUUGCCCUGCAAGUUGCUUUUUUGCCCUGCCUGAUCGGGUACAGAGACAUUGCCAAACGGUUGCAUUGUGAUGAGUCCAGCGUCCGCACGGGGAACAAAUAUUGGAAGUGGAUAGAAAACUAUGUUGCGGACGAUUAUACGAAGGCUGUAGAGACGGGGUCCGCACUUCUAGAGAAGCGGAUAAGAAACGUGUCUCCUAGCCGGGUGGAGGAAUUAAUCAAGAUAUUCAUUCGGAUUACGGAGCUGGAGAUUUCCUUCUGGGACAUGGGGUUGAAAGGGGAGUAG
Paracoccidioides lutzii Pb01 is the source of this 1530-nucleotide messenger RNA. RefSeq names its product phosphomethylpyrimidine kinase. Gene Ontology annotation, cellular component: cytosol. The coding region runs from base 1 to 1530 and encodes 509 amino acids. The transcript is spliced from 9 exons. Gene Ontology annotation, molecular function: thiaminase activity; hydroxymethylpyrimidine kinase activity; phosphomethylpyrimidine kinase activity. Gene Ontology annotation, biological process: thiamine biosynthetic process. The record is from RefSeq and is a predicted model, not a curated record.